Messenger RNA from Amoebophrya sp. A25, 2980 nucleotides. Lineage: Eukaryota; Dinophyceae; Syndiniales; Amoebophryaceae. The record is from the annotation of a GenBank genome assembly.
CGGUCACCGUCGGUCAUCAUUCGCUCAAUACCGGGAUAGAGAAACAUCAACGACCUUCAUCGGAAAGGAUCAACAUCGGAUUUACAAAUGAAACGAGAUGGACCUCCUCGGUCAAGCGUACGAUCGGUAUCCUCGGAGGUCAAAGCUCGGCAUCAUAUUGCGUUCAUGCAAUCGAAAACAUUUCAUCCCUGCCCCUUCCUUCACCCGACAACGACCACAAGAAUGGUCACUUACAUCAUGAUUCAGUUUGAUCCUGAUAGUCACCAGGACGUAUUAGAAAGAUUAGAUUACACUUCAUCUCAUCGCCAAAUAAACUAUCAUGAUCGAAGAUCCUAAUAAAAACCAAGAACGUCAGCGAGCCUACCUCCAAUAUAUAAAUGUGUAGACCUACGGCACCUCGACGAGCUCCUCCCAUGUAGAAGUUUUCCUAAGAACGCUAUCCUCACCCUUAAGAACGAACACAAAAAGAACCACCCUCCAGCUCCAACUACUUACAAAGUAUGUCGUACACCGUCCAACGUGGGCCCCAUGAGGCCAUACAGAUCGAUCAGAUCUUGAAGGGAAGGGAUCCCUUCUACAAAGCCCAAAACUUUCGAGAAAGCGACAAAUUCUCAAGGACAUUGCCUCUGGAUAAGGCUUGAAGAUACAAGUCAAAAUCAUUUCCAACGGUCAUUAUCUUCCGUUUCCACCCUCUACUAGGUCCUCUAGGGAUUCAUCUGAAGAAAUGAUAAUGAAGGGAAGAAAUGAAUUGACUUGAGCUCCUCUAAUCUAGCCAACUGUCACGGGUCAUGUCGACCCUCACCCGCAUUUACCUGCGAAGGCAGGGACAGACACUUUCCAGGACAGGCGAUAGACAUGAGCAAUAAGCCACCGAUAUGGUACUAGUAGUGCUACGCAUGAUGUAGUAUGAGCAAGAAUAAAAAAGCAACGAUAUUAUCAUGGUAUUGGACAUGAGACUCUCAGAGUUAAGACACCGUUCUGGAGGUUAUGUGUAGUUUCUGCUCUGACUGACACUGUGUCACACAUCCAGGUACGACAGUUGGAAAGGCGACAAUAGAGAAGGAUGCCACAAGUUGCCUGGUUAUGGGGCCAUGAAUCAGGAUCAUUUGGAGAUAUUCAAGAAUUUUAGAAUACAACUCCCCAGUGAAAGACUAAGAGAACACCAGAGGCUCAAGGAAGGCAUAGCGUAUGCAGCGAAAGGGAAAGCAGAACACAGCGCGUAUUGAUGCUGUGCUGGGUUUUUUCUGUUUUUUGAAUCUGACGUUCGGGUUCGCAUCAUGUUCUUGAAAAACAAACGUCGAAUGAGAACAAAGGGCUCAUCGCUGUGAUCAUGAGAUCAUAUUACUUCCAGUUCUAAGAUCAUUGAGAUAGAGAUAUCAAUUUUCUCUCGCAUCCCUUGCUGUUGCACACACCCACAACAGGUUCAUGCGGCAAUCCAAAAUAGUGCAGAGGCAGUAUAAAAGUGGCCUUCUCGGUAUAGACGGACCGACGCGGCCAGACACGGAGCUUUAUAAAGAGCGGUAAAUGCUUAAGCUUAAGUUGAAACUAGCUACAACUUCGAGUUUGUCUUCGAUUCAAUGUGAAUAGAAAUUUUUUGGAGCAGUAAUAUCGAUUCUGAUGAUUCACAACGACGAGGACAGUCAACUCGCUUCCUUCUCGCCUACAACCAGGUACGAAAUGUUCAAGGCACAGGAGGAUGCUAGUAACGCAGACAAAAGGAGAGAUUUCUUAGCGGAGAAAGAAAGGGCUAGCGACGUGAUAACGAAGCCACAACACGAGAAUGUGAAAAAUGGUGAGCUCCUCCUGAUGAAGAAAAAAAAAAAUGUUUUUGAAAACCUGCCUGAACGUUGAACACGUGGGGACUGAAAAUAGCUUUUUCCUUUAUCUUCUAUUGAUUUGUUGUACCCCCGUUCUUUUUUGUUGUCCUUAGUUACUUAAACCACACUAGCUCCUGCUACUCCACCAUCUUCAAACAUCAUCAGUUGACUCGUCUUCCAAAACUAAACCACCACUAACAGACGUCGGCCGUUUUCCUGCAGCGAACCCGCGUUCCCACGAUAUUCCAAUACAGCGGAAGGACGUGGAUCCCGUAAGACAUCCUUACAGAUUCUUCGACACUCAAUAUCGCCUCUUCGCAGAUGUCGAGAGGGGUCGAGAGAUGACCCGGGCUAGGGCUUUGCGCAGUCACGAACUCAGGGACAAGCACUACGAUAUCAUCAAUCACUGCGACAACAGCCUGGAUAUGAGGGUCACAUAGUCGUGCUCUCAAAGAGGUGUCGUGGUAGUGGUUCUACUUACUUCUAGACAUGUUGCCAACCUCUGCUCGUCUACAAAUAUAAUUAACCUUUAAUAGGACUCCAAUUUCAUUUUUACUACCAUCUAAAUAAGAAGAACAUACGCAUUCAUACUGAAGACAAUAGCAUGGUUUUGGAUCAUCAUCAUCUCUUCAAAUGAACUCGUCUUUCGAUAUUGAUUCUACUUUUCAGACUGGCGACAAACAAGAAGCUACAAAGAUUUUGCAAAGGAUUCUACAUGCAGAGCUGAUUGAACAGAUACUCGCAUAUCAAGUUAUAACGAUGACCUAAACUACUAUGACUAUCUGAUGACUUUCCCAACUACUCUUAUUCUCUUAUUCUCAAACACAAACCAAAAUAACUACUGAUGCCACUCAUGAAAAUUACAAAAAAUUGGAUCAACGAAAUCAGUCACUGUCUCAUGCAGUGUACUUGAAAUUAACGAAACCGUUUACAACAUAUUAGCAUUUCGAGCGUGUCCAUGAUGCAUGAUCAACAUGAUGAUUUCCAUUAUCAUCGUACCAUAGAAACACUACUUUUUGGUCUUCUACAUUCAUGGAUGCGAGCACUUCAUUCAGCAUGAUGUUCAUGUUGACGUGACAAAAGCCCGCGUAAGUGAAAGUGUAGAAACAAAAAAGAGAACAAACCGAAAAAUGACACUCAUGAUGUGUGAAAAAAGUUGACAG